GGGCUACUUACCAUCACAGUAUGACAUUUAGCCAAAUCGUUGAUCAGGGGCUCCUUGGGGAAGCCCAAUGGAACGAGAGGAAGUUGAGAGACGCCGAGGAGGCGAAGAAAAGAAGAUGGGGAAACGCUGGACCCCAAGACCACUCCCGGAAGCAUCAUGCUGGGGGUGGCAGUUCAUUCAGGGCGCCGGCACCACCGGCGAAAAGGAACAAAGGUCCAGGAGGGCAAGGGGCCAAACCAAGGAGUACAUGGUCACCGAGGUGUGCAAACUGCGGCAAGAAUCAUGCGGGGAAGUGCAAUGAACCACCCCGGUGUUACAAAUGCGGUAGCACGAGCCACCUCAAAUCCUUUUGUCCAAUGCUGAACGGGGGAGGACCCUCGGGAGCCAUGGGAGGACCUACGACUAGUAGGGGACGUGCGGGGCCGUCUCAGGCCGGCACGGGAAGGAGCGGACCCACGGCUAGCAACGCCGCGUCCGUUAACCAAGGGAAGACCCAAGCACGGGUGUAUGCAAUGACCGAGGCUGAUGCUCGGGCCAACCCGGACUCCAUUGCAGGUUGAGGCUAGAGUCCUACUACCUGCACCUUUGCCUAGGGUGACUGAUCGAGAAGGAAGACGUGAAAUGGAGGGUGGACGCAGGAUAACUAGGAGGAACCCGACAGGGCAUGUGCAGGGGGCCACCGGGCAUGCCACUCGGGCGGAAUCACGGACCUCUAGGGGUAGAGGCCGGGGCCAAAGCCGAGGAGGGGGACGAGGCAGGGGUCGUGGGCGUUCUACCACGCCGACGACAAGUAGCACACGCGUCGGUUCCGUGCACCCGUCAUGGGCCACCGAACCGGACGACUUCACCUAUGCUCCAAGCACGGAGCAAGAGGAGACCCCGUACAACGGGGAGGACUUUGAGGAAGAAGAUGAGGAUGAUGAUCCUCAUUAUGAC
Molecule: messenger RNA, 936 nt
Organism: Cuscuta europaea
Lineage: Eukaryota; Viridiplantae; Streptophyta; Magnoliopsida; Solanales; Convolvulaceae
Source: the annotation of a GenBank genome assembly